Molecule: messenger RNA, 639 nt
Organism: Huiozyma naganishii CBS 8797
Lineage: Eukaryota; Fungi; Ascomycota; Saccharomycetes; Saccharomycetales; Saccharomycetaceae
Gene: YPT1
Product: Rab family GTPase YPT1
Exons: 1
Coding region: 1-639 (212 amino acids)
Biological process (GO): regulation of exocytosis; protein secretion
Molecular function (GO): GTPase activity; GTP binding
Source: RefSeq, a predicted model, not a curated record
AUGAAUAGCGAAUACGAUUAUUUGUUCAAACUACUAUUGAUAGGGAACUCUGGGGUAGGGAAGUCUUGUCUGCUGCUGAGGUUCUCUGAUGACACGUACACGAACGAUUACAUUUCCACCAUUGGGGUGGACUUCAAGAUCAAGACCGUCGAACUGGACGGGAAGACGGUGAAGUUGCAGAUUUGGGAUACUGCGGGGCAAGAGCGUUUCAGAACCAUCACAAGCUCAUACUACAGGGGGUCCCACGGGAUUAUUAUUGUGUACGAUGUGACGGACCAGGAUUCGUUCGAUGGGGUCAAGAUGUGGUUGCAAGAGAUCGACAGGUACGCAACAUCUACGGUGCUCAAGUUGCUUGUGGGGAACAAAUGCGACUUGAACGACAAGCGUGUCGUCGAGUACGACGUGGCGAAGGAGUUUGCCGAUGCUAACAACAUGCCCUUUUUGGAGACUUCGGCACUGGACUCUACAAACGUCGAGGAGGCCUUCUUGACCAUGGCAAGACAGAUCAAGGAGUCCAUGGCUCAACAGAAGCUACAGAAUGGGGCCAACGGACAGGCCGGGAACAAUCAACAGAACGCCAACAAGAACGUAAACCUCAACGGCCAGAGCUUGACCAACCAGUCCAGCGGGUGCUGUUGA